AUGGUGUCGUACACACCCGCACCACAAUUACUAGCGAGUGCCGUGGUAUAUGUCCGGGAUCGCGGGCGUAAUCCGAUAAAAUCCCGCGCCGUGUUAGAUACUUGUGCCACAGCAAAUUUUAUUUCGGAAUCUAUUCUAAAGCGAUUGAACAUUCAUGUAAGCAAAGGCGCGUUGUCAGUUGGUAUGAUCAAUGACGUAAAUACAGAGUCGAGAGGCAUAGUACGGAUCACUAUGCAAUCCACGCGCGAUAAUUGUCGCAGGGAUCUCACGUGUCUGGUGAUUCCGGUCAUCGCCGAUUUAAUUCACCCAGAAGUCUUUCCGAGAGACACGAUCAAAUUACCCUCAAACGUUAGAUUGGCGGUUCCGAAAUUCCACCUGCCACGCGCGGUUGAUUUGCUGAUUGGCUCAGGGCUCACCUUAUCUCUGUUCUCCGUCGGACAGAUCAACUUGUCGCGUGAAGAUCACGAUCUGUAUUUACAGAAAACACGACUCGGAUGGGAGGUGGUAGGUGGUAUACCGUCGCAAGUUCCUUCAAACCCUACGCGUUGCAUGACGAAUCUCGAGAAUCAGUUAAACAAAUUUUGGGCAAUUGAAGAAGUCAGGGAAAUUAAGAGGAAAUCAGACGAACAAAUCGAUUGCGAAGCGCACUUCGAAGGGACGGUGUCUCGCGACGCCGACGGGCGUUACAAGGUUCGCUUACCGUUUCGCAAAUCAAACACGCGACUAGGGGAAUCGCGUUCCAUCGCGCUUAAACGUCUAUUGUCGCCGGAGCGUAAACUCAAUUCAAACACAGCGUUAAGAAACGAGUAA
Vollenhovia emeryi is the source of this 810-nucleotide messenger RNA. RefSeq lists its product as uncharacterized. The record is from RefSeq and is a predicted model, not a curated record. The coding region runs from base 1 to 810 and encodes 269 amino acids. NCBI's taxonomy places the organism in Eukaryota, Metazoa, Arthropoda, Insecta, Hymenoptera, Formicidae. The transcript has a single exon.